Bufo gargarizans (Asiatic toad) is the source of this 3285-nucleotide messenger RNA. It is a transcript of the gene CRACR2A, whose product is annotated as calcium release activated channel regulator 2A. The record is from RefSeq and is a predicted model, not a curated record. Gene Ontology annotation, molecular function: calcium ion binding; GTPase activity; GTP binding. The transcript has 18 exons. Lineage: Eukaryota; Metazoa; Chordata; Amphibia; Anura; Bufonidae. The coding region runs from base 213 to 2387 and encodes 724 amino acids.
ACACAAGAGACAAAACUGCCAGAGACUUUGUCUGCAGGUGAAGAAGAGAAAUUUCUCCAGUGGUGACACAUGUGGAUAUAUGAAAGGUUCUGUGCGCUUCUUCUCACUUUCCAAGGAGGGAUGGACAUCUGGAGACACUAAGCUUCUGCACUGGUGGUGUCACAGUUCUUGACCAGAGUUUGAAGCUUCUACAAGAAGAAGCAGACAGCGCAAUGGCCGCUUUAGAAAAUUCUUCAACACUACAAGUCAAGCACAGGUCACAUGGACAAGAGGCCUCAAGAAAUGAACUGAAAUGGACAAGCGGCCAAGAACCGGGGCCACAGAUAAUGCUGGGGAAAGCACAUGAGUUUUUCCAGAUCUGUGAUAUUGAGGAUAAAGGCUUCAUUACACGUCGUGAUAUGCAGAGGCUUCAUGGAGAGCUGCCUCUUAGCCUGGAUGAACUGGAAAACGUUUUCGAUACCCUGGAUUCAGAUGGGAAUGGAUAUCUGACGCUAGAAGAAUUCACUACAGGAUUUAGUCACUUUUUACAUGGAGAAGAAACGCAGAUGAAGGACAUGUUGCAUGAGGAACUUGAGGAGCAACUUGAGUUUGAAAAUAUGUAUCAAACAAAAUGGGAAGAAAGCACUCGAGAUGUCCAAGAGGAGGAUGUCAACACCCAGUUCUACAACUUGAUAGAUUCUGUUGGGGCAAACAGAUUUUUAGAGGAUGAGAAUAAAAUAAAACGCUUGUGGAUGGAUUUAAGAAGGGAUGAACCUCAUCUGCUUUCAAGUUUUGAAGAAUUCCUCACCAGAGUAUUUUCACAACUUCAAGAAGCCAAUGAGGAAAAGAAUGAAAUGGAGUGUGCACUCAAAAAGAAAAUUGCAACUUAUGAUAAUGAAAUUCAGAAUUUAUAUGAAGAGAUGGAACAUCAAAUAAAAACCGAGAAAGAACAAUUUCUCUUACAAGACACAGAGAGGUUUCAAACACGCAGCCAAAUGCUGGAAGAGAAGCUGCAGAACAAGGAACAGGAGUUGGAGCAUCUAGUGCUUAAGCAAAAAAGGUUGGAGAGUCAGUGCACAGAGCUGAAUAAUGAUAAGUAUGAAACCAAAGCCGAGAACGAGAAGCUGAAGUCAACAAACAAAGAGAUGAGGCGAGAAGUUGAACGAACCACACAAGAGUUAAUCACCGCUCAGAGACAACUGAAGAUUCUGCAGGAGGAGGCCUCCCAGCUGCACGAGGAGAGAGAAAUGGAGGUAUACCGAGUCACAGAAAGUCUUCAGCGAGAGCGUUCAGCACUUCUAAAACAGCUUGACUUGUUAAGGGAAAUGAAUAAACAUUUACGAGAUGAAAGAGACAGCUACGUGCAGGUACAGGAGAAUAAAUCAAAGGUAAAUCACUCUAAAUCAAUGAAGAAUCAAAGAUCUGGAUCUAUAGUUGGGAAAUAUUUUGAAAAAAAGCCUACAAUUAAAAGUCAGUCAUCUGAAGACGAUGAUGUUUUUCCACCUAAACGGAACUCUGUAGGGUUAAAUGGUGUUGGCACGUCUACAACAGAGACUGACAGCCAUUUGGAAAACAGACAGAGUAAAGGUCACCAUUUACGGAGAAUAAUCUCCAUUGAAGAGGAUCAUCUUCCUCAGUAUUUAGACAAUCAACAAGAGAGACCAUUAAAUGACUGGCAGGAGGUGGAUGAGAAAGAAGAAAAAUUUACGCACACUAAAGAGGAAAUCCAAAACAAAGAAGAAAUUCCUCAUGAGGACUUGCCAUCUUCUCCAAGAGGACAACCAGUUGGAAAAGAGACUUUACCAAAUGAAGAACAUAUUUACUGGCCCCCGGAUCGAUUAUUUAAAAUAAUCAUGGUUGGAAAUUCCAGUGUGGGAAAAACAUCGUUUCUAAGAAGAUUUUGUGAAGACAGUUUUUACCCUGGAACCUCUGCCACAGUAGGCAUUGAUUACAGUGUAAAGACGGUAACGGUGGACAAUUGCCAGGUGGCACUGCAACUCUGGGACACAGCUGGGCAAGAAAGGUACCGCAGUAUCACCAAACAGUUCUUUAGGAAAGCUGACGGUGUGAUUGUCAUGUAUGAUAUUACCUCCAAGGACUCAUUCACUGCCGUGCGACAAUGGCUCACCAAUGUGGAGGAAGGAGCUGGUGAAAACAUUCCCAUUUUAAUGUUGGGCAAUAAAAUAGACAUUGAAAGGGAAAGAGAGGUGCCCUGUGGCCUGGGAGAACAUCUUGCUAAGAGUUGCCGCUUACUUUUUUAUGAAUGCAGCGCCUCCAGUGGACACAAUGUGAAAGAAUCAAUUCUUCAUUUAGCAAAGAUUCUAAAAGAGCAAGAAGAUAAAGUGAGGGAAAAAACCAUCCAUCUACUUGAUUCACCAAAGAAGAAAAAUUGCUGUUCCAGACAGUAGACUUCGAAUACUUACUUCUGCUUCUUCUACACUACCAUUCCCUGGGACUGUGUGCCCAGCUCAACAUUAUGUAGUAUAAUACUACCCAAUGAUAUAAUAUGCUUGUCUGAUAUUUCACUUAGUUGGUGAUCAUACUGACAAAUAAUGGACCUUGGCCUUAGAGUGGUAUUUUUAUAACUGGCCGAAAAUGAUUAUGUUUUUAUAAUAAUUUAUUGUGGUUUAUUGUUGAUAUAGCGGUAUAUUUGGUAUGGCAGAAUUGCAUUGAGUUGUUCCUUAAAUAAUACAUAUGUCAACGAACCACCGUAUGUCAAAGAACCACCAGAGUGGUGGGAAGUUAAGACAUUGGUAAGAAGAAACUCCUCAUUCCUGGAUAACAUAUUAUAGCUAUGAUGGAUGCCUACGAUAACGCAGUCAGGUCUCCUGAUACAGUUUUGGAAGCCAAAACCAGGAGAAUUCAAAAAGAGAGGAAAAGUCGUAUCUGUCCUUAUUAAUGUCUCUCGUUUUAUGAUCCACCCUUCAUUUUGGCUUCCAAAACGGCAUCUGGAAACCAUCUGUGGCCAUACCCGGGGUUUACCGGGAUUUUACAUUGUUGACCUAUGCUAGAGAUAAUGUAUAUACUGUAUGUAUGUCAGGGACUAACCUUCAGUACCACCACAAAUCAAACAAAGAAAUAACAGAGCUUGAUGGAGCCCCUUCAUUGCAGUAUCUGACACAGUAACAUCCAUACCUCUGUGGCUGUGUGUGGUACUUAAAUGACCAGGACCGAACUAAUGGCCACAUUUUGGGCUACUUUCACAUCUGCGCUUUCCCUUUCCGGUAUUGAGAUCCGUCAUAGGAUCUCAAUAGCGGGGAAAAACGCUUCUGUUUUGUCCCUAUUCAUUGUCAAUGGGGACAUAAC